Alosa sapidissima (American shad) is the source of this 8420-nucleotide messenger RNA. RefSeq names its product nuclear receptor coactivator 2 (gene ncoa2). Gene Ontology annotation, cellular component: nucleus. The record is from RefSeq and is a predicted model, not a curated record. Lineage: Eukaryota; Metazoa; Chordata; Actinopteri; Clupeiformes; Clupeidae. Gene Ontology annotation, biological process: positive regulation of transcription by RNA polymerase II; cellular response to hormone stimulus. Gene Ontology annotation, molecular function: nuclear receptor binding.
CUUCUGUUUUCGCCCCUGUGUAGGCCCUGGAUGGCUUCUUCUUCGUGGUGAACAUGGAGGGCAACAUCGUGUUUGUGUCGGAGAACGUGACGCAGUACCUGCGUUACAACCAGGAGGAGCUGAUGAACACCAGCGUCUACAGCAUCCUGCAUGUGGGCGACCACGCCGAGUUCAUCAAGAACCUGCUGCCCAAGUCCCUGGUUAACGGGGCUCCGUGGUCGGGCGAGAACCCGAGGCGGAACAGCCACACGUUUAACUGCCGCAUGCUGGUGAACCCUCACAGCGAGCCGGAGGACGAGCAGCAGGAGCAGGAGGCCCAGCAGAAGUACGAGACCAUGCAGUGCUUCGCCGUGUCCGAGCCCAAGUCCAUCAAGGAGGAGGGAGAGGACUUCCAGUCGUGUCUGAUCUGUGUGGCGAGGCGGGUUCCCAUGAAGGAGAGGCCCAUGAUGUCUGCACACGAGAGCUUUACCACCCGCCAGGAUCUCCAAGGUAAGAUCACGUCCCUAGACACCAGCUCGUUGCGGGCCUCCAUGAAGCCUGGCUGGGAGGACCUGGUGCGGCGGUGCAUCCAGCGGUUCCACCUGCAGAACGACGGCGAGAUGUCUUUCGCCAAACGCCACCAGCAAGAGGUGUUGAGGCAUGGCCAGGCGUUCAGCCCCAUCUACCGCUUCUCCCUGGCAGAUGGCACCAUCGUGUCGGCACACACCAAAAGCAAGCUGGUGCGCUCCGCCACCAACGAGCCCCAGCUCUACAUGUCUCUGCACAUCCUGCAGAGAGAGCAGCCGGUGUGUGGCAUGUCCCAGGAGAUGGGCGCUGGCCAGGGGAUGGGCAAAACCCUGAACCCCAGCUCCGCCAUGCCCAGCCUGGGCGGCAUGACCCCGGGCUCGCAAGGCCAGGACACCACGGUCAGCAGUAACUCCUCCACCUCCUCAAGCUCUGGCUUCUCUACUCAGGGGGGCCCCAAGGAGCCAGGGGCCUCCCCCAUGGGCCCCUCGCCGGGCUACCGUUUCAACUGCCCGGGAGCCGGGGCAGGCCAGGGCACCUACGGGCCGCUGAAGAUGAACAGCCCCUCGCAGAGCAGCCCGAGCGUGCUGUCGCCGCGGCAACGGGGCAGCCCGGGCGCGGCCGGUUCGCCGCGGCUACCCCCGCCACAGUUCUCCCCGGCGGCGUCCGGCGGCGGCAACAGCGGUCUGCACUCGCCGGCGCCGGGCCACGGCUACAGCAACUCGCUGCAGCAGCUGCAGGCGCUGAGCGAGGGCCACGUGGUCAGCCUGGGCGGCAGUGGCCUCGGCUCGCCCGACCGCAAGACCAUUGGCUCGCCGGCCUCCGGCGCGCUCACCGCGCACAUGCUCAACAAGAUGCCCGCCGGAGCAGGAGCAGGAGGAGCAGGGGCGGACGGGUUCGGAUCCGAACCCAAUCAGCAGAAUCAAAACCAGGCCAUGGAUCCUAGCCGCACCCCAGGGCACCAAGCGGAGGACUGCUCGGACCCCAAGGACGAGAAGGACCCCAGCCUAGGUGGGUUCGGCGGGCCUGGGCAGGGCGAUUCGGCCUCGGACCCUCAGAGUCGCCUUCACGACAGCAAGGGCCACACCAAGCUCCUGCAGCUGCUCACCACCAAGACGGAGCCCAUCGAGCCGCCCUCCCCGCCCAUGUCCGGAGACCCCUCCUGCAAGGACCCCUCGUCCGGGGGCACCAUGGGGCUCGGCCUGGGCAUGGGAGGCCCUGGGCCCGCAGGGGGCCACAGCACCUCCCUGAAGGAGAAGCACAAGAUCCUCCACCGGCUGCUCCAGCACAGCACCACGCCCGUGGACCUGGCCAAGCUGACCGCCGAGGCCACGGGCAAGGAGCCGGGCGCGGACGGCGCCGGGGCAGGGGGCAACGGCAGCGCCGGCGUCGGAGGACUCGGGGAGCUGAACCCCAAACAAGAGCCCAUCAGCCCCAAGAAGAAGGACAACGCGCUGCUGCGCUACCUGCUCGACAAGGACGACAACACCAAGAUCAAGGUGGAGCCGGGCGGGGAGAUCAAGCUGGAACCCGCCGGCAAGAUGCCCAUGGUGAAGACCGAGAAGACCGAGAUGGGCUACGAGAGAGCUGAACCGUCGAGUGAGCUGGAUGACAUCCUGGAUGACCUGCAGAACAGCCAGUUCGGCGAGAACCGGCCCGGCUCGGUGCCGGCCACCAUGGACAAGCAGUCCAUCAUCAACGACAUCCUGCAGAUGAGCCAGGACGCCGGCGCCGCCAUGGGCCCCAACCAGCAGCCCAAGGCCUUCCCCCCCAUGGGACCAGCCAACUUUGGUGGCCCCAGGCCGGGUCAGGGAGGGAGAGCUCCCCCAGCCAGAAGCAUGUCCCUAGACAUGACCAUGGCCGCCAAGGCCUCCCCCGGUCAGUUCCCCCUCAUGAGGAACAGCAGCCCAUACAUGAUGCAGCAGCAGCAGCAGCAGCAGCAGCAAGGCAUAAUGGGAAAUCACAGGGUCAUGGUCAACCCAGGAGUGAUGGGGGCCAACAGUCCCCGUGGGGCCGGCCUGCAACAGGAGGCCUGGGGCCCCCAUGGCCCUGCGGUCAGCAGCUCGGCCCCGACCCCUGCCUCCGUGGCCCAGGGCCUCCAGCAGGGGGCGCUGCACGGACGCAUGGUGGCCAACGCGGCGGGCCCCGGGGGGCCCAUGAGGCCCAACAGCCAGCCGGGACCCAGACAGAUGCUGCAGCAGCCCCAGAUGAUGCCCGGGGGACAAGCAAACAUGGAUAUGGGCAUGGUGGCGCACCAAUUCUCCCAGCAGCAGGUGCCACCCAAUCAGACGGCCCCCUGGCCAGACAGCAUGCUGCCCAUAGACCAGGUGCCCUUUGCCAACCAGAACAGGUCGGUGUAUGGUGCCCAGGAGGAUGUGCUGUGUGCGCCCCCUAGUGAUGGCCCCACUGACGAGGGGGCCCUGCUCAGUCAGCUCUACAGUGUGCUCAAGGACGCCGACUGCCUGGACGAGAUCGACAAGGCCCUCGGCAUCCCCGCACUGGUGGGACAGAGUCAGCCUCUGGAACAGGAGCAGUUCCCUGGUCAGGACCCGAGCCUGCUGCUGGACCAGAAGCUGCCGGUUUACCCUCCCCAGCAGUACGGCCCUCCCCCCGGCCACAUGGCUCAGGGCGGCUACGGGCCGCUGCAGGACCCCGCGGCGGCCGGCUUUCACGGCAUGCCGGUGCAGAUGGGUCAGCGGCCCGGCUACCCUAUCCAGCUACGCAUGCAGCGGCCGGGGCUGAGGCCGCCCGGCGUCGUGCCCAACCAGCCCAUACGCCUGCAGCUGCAGCACCGACUACAGGCCCAGCAGAAUCGUCAACCAGUGCUGAGCCAAAUGGCAGGAGUGCCGAACAUGAACCUACCUCUCAGACCCAAUGUACCCAAUCAGGGGACCAUCAACGCUCAGAUGUUGGCCCAGCGGCAGCGUGAGCUGCUGAGUAACCACCUGCGCCAACGGCAACAGCAAGUCCAGCAGCAGCAGCAGCAGCAGCAGCAGGCCCAACAACAACAACAACAACAACAGCAGCAGCAACAACAGCAACAGCAGCGUCUAGCCAUGAGAGCCCAGGGCCUCAACCUGCCCCCCAACAUGGCCGCUGCCGCGCCGCCCGCCGCCGCCGGCCUGCCCGGGGCCCUGGGCAACGCGCGGAUGCCCCAGGCCAGCCCCCAGCAGUUCCCCUACCCGCCCAGCUACGGUACCGGCCUGGCCUCCCCGCCCACGUGCACCAGCCCAUUCUCCCCGGUCUCCCCCAACCUCCCCCCCCCCUCCGCCGGCCCCCCCAGCUCCUCGCCCACAGCUUUGCAUGGCUCCCAGAUGGGUCUGGCUAACCAGGGGAUGAUGGGGAACAUGGGCGGACAGUUUGGGGGCGUAAUGAGCCCCCAGAUGCAGCACAGUGCCUUUCAGUUUCCCAGCUCAGGUAUGAGUCAGCAGCCUGAUGGUGGUUUCGGAGGAGCCACCACCCCCCAGAGCCCCCUCAUGUCGCCCCGCAUGGGCCACGCUCAGAGUCCCAUGAUUCAACAGCCCCAGGGCAACGCCAGCUUCCAGUCUUCACCAGACAUGAACGGCUGGCCACAGGGCAACAUGACAGGCAACAACAUGUUCCCCCAGCAGUCUCCACCGCAGUUCGGCCAGCAGUCCAACGGCAACAUGUACAACGGCAACGGCAUGAACCUCAACGUCUCUAUGGCAACCAACGCCGGCAGCAUGGGCCAGAUAAGCAGCCAGAUGAACGUCACGUCCAUGGCCUCCGAACAGAAAUACUGUUGACCUCAGCGAUGGCAGAUGUCCCUAUGGUGCCCCGUGGCACCACCCUCUCCCCCUCCGGACAGAAUCCCCAACCAGGCAGCCAGCCAGCCAACCCUCUCCAGCAUACAAACCUCCACCUCCUGAGCCAACCUCCAGAACCUGGGCCCAGCUGCACCCCAGUCUGCUGCCCAGCCUUGAGUAUUCCCGACUGGGACGUGGCCCUGUGUGGAUCCCCUGUGAUGGGGGGCUGUCCCAGGACAAACAAGUGGGGUGUCGGCUGGGCCAGAGAUUUUUCUGGAACAGAGGCCAGGACGGGCCGGUGUGGGGUGUUGGACAUCGCUUUGAGCUUUUGGGACCUGCAGCCCCGUACCUACCCUGCCGCACGCCACCUUUGGCCGCAGCCUGAGGAUCCCCAAAAAACACAUACACACACACAUACACACACACACUCACAUCCCCCCCUCCCACAAGUGCAAAGCCCUGUCAGUAAAGCCAGCCAGUCUCUUUUAUCGCAUUCACCGUAGUGUGACUUAGGUCCCCCCAACCCCCCCCACCACCCCCACCCCAACUCACACACACACCCUGCGACUCCCCCCCCCACCCAACCCCCACCUACCUUUCCAAAUGACUCAGCGACGCUGGCAACUGGGAUUCCUCGUCCCAUGAAUGUAUCCCUCUUUCUCUCUUUCUCUUAUCUCAUCUCUCUCUCUCUUUCGAUCUAUCUCUAUCUCUCUCUUUUCUCAGUGGAAAGUGACCAUACACAAGCUCAUCUCAAAUUGUCACUUUGUAAGCUCCUCAAAUAGUUCUCCUUUUUUUUGUUCGGGGACAGAAGAGAAGUAUGUUUUUUGUUUUUUUUCUUCUUCUUUUUCUCUUGGGUUUCUCCCCUCGGUGGACGUUCCAAAAAACAAACAAACGGACAAGACGACUCUUGACUGUGUGACACUCUGGGCGUAGCUCUCACAGACAAAAACAAAACAUUUUAGCCAUUUUUGCCUUUUUUUUCCCUUUUGUGAUUUUUUUUUUUUUUUUCUGAGUGAGAAUUAAACAAACAACAAAGACUUUUCAAGAUGAGGUUGAAUGGCAAGACACCAGAUUCAGAAGAAUGGUUUGAGUAAAGAAACAUAAUGGUUUGUAAAAUUAGACUUAAUUUAGUCCAGAGAUUUAUUGUGUAUUAAAUUAAGUUUUAUUCUUCUGUAUAGUUUUAUUUCUCUUCAUUUUUUAAUUGAAACCAGUGUAGAAUUCUUUACAAAUCUAGCAACGAGAAAAAGAAUCAUGCCGAAGGGACAAGAGAGCCAAGGGUCUCAUUUUGCAUUCGAGUCUUGAAAUCGCUUCCCGCUCUGCUCUUCUUUAGCGGAUUGAUUAUGACUUUUAUUUUUUAUCUCUCUCUGGUCCAGUAGUUUCAGAAAAGUGAUUGCAGCCUAUUUCUUGUGGAUUAGAUUUACAUAUAAAAUCAGUUAUAUGCUAAUAGAUUGUACAUACCAAUAACAAAGUUCUCUUUCCUAUGGUAUUUAUUUUGACUUUCAUUUUUUUUGUACUCUUUUUUUUUUUUUCCCUUCGUCUGGUCUUAACUGCUUCUCUGACAAGAGUGUGUGUGUGUGUUUGGGAAAGUAGGCAACAGUUUCCCAAGUGUCUGUUCUGCUCCAUGUGGUACUGGUAUAGGGAGUCAGUGGCAGGGGUGUGUGUGUGUGUGUGUGUGUGUGUGUGUGUGUGUGUGUGUGUGUGUGUGUGCGCGCCCUCAGAUCUCUGCUUGCUUCUCAGCCUUGACCAUACAGCCCUCGGAGAACAGGAGGAAACCAACACAGCCAUAACUUUGCGCAGACCUGUGUGUGUGUGUGUGUGUGUGUGUGUACAAACUGUCCUGGUGUGUGGAAACAAGCAAUAACGAUUACUUGAGAAACUAUUCUCUCUCUUUCUCCUUCUCUCAUUCUCUGUCUCUCUUCUCUCUCGCUCUCUCUCUCUCUCUCUCUCUCUCUCUCUCUCUCUCUCUCUCUCUCUCUCUCUCUCUCUCUCUCUGGCUUUGAGUUUUUGUAAUUUUGUAAAAAUCUGGGAGGCACAUCUCUGCUCAGCGGGUUAGAUUCAGUAUUAACCACAAUACAUUUUUUGAAUAAUAGACAGUUUAUAUUUAAAAGGAUGUCCAGAAUAUGUAUAUUCCUACCAUCACACACACACACCCAUAGUGUAUGUUCUGGUGAUAACAAGCUAAGACUGCUGGUCAAAACUGGGACAUCAUUGGUCUUUCCAUAUUUCGGAAUGUGUACCCAUGCACUUUCAUACAUGCAACAGGCUACAUACACUUAUACACACACUCAUGCGUGUGUGUGUCAGUUAUGACAGUUGAAGGUCUCGAUUGAAGUAUGCAUAAUGUCUGUAUCAAAUUGCAUGGGUCUCACUACUCACUACUACAGAGGUUGUAUCUUGAAGAUGACCAUGAACAUACUCUAAUUUCUAUCUCACCGAUAUUUUUGAUAUGUCGGACUGAAGCCAAAUUUCUUUAGAAAACCCUCAUUUGGUUUCUCUCAAUAAUAACGGAUGAAUGUGUUCUCACGAUGUCUGCUCUUUGGUGCGUACAAAUUACCACCCCCGGUCGCUGUCAGCUGUUAAGAUCAGCCCGUGGUAUUCUCUAGCACACAAAAAAUGUCAUCAUGGUGCGAAUGAAGGUGCUUAUAGCAGCACAGUAUUUACGGUUGUGUGUGUGUAUGAGGCUGUAUGUGAGUUGGUGUGCGUGUGUGCGCGCGCACGCACGCAUCUCAGCCAGUUAAGAAACAAGGAUAUUUGAUACUGUAUGACAACCCUUUCAGAUCCUCAGCCGUUCGGGUUUACUGACAGUAUGGUGUGUGUGUGAGUGUGUGUGUGUGUGUGUGUGUGCGCGCUGAACUAUACCUGACGUAUAGGUAGUUCCAAUUUUAGCCUCCUUUUUUGAAUGCUGUAAACGUAGUUUCUCUGUGCAUCGUGUGGGGUGGCCGCUUGGACUUUUCGAUUGCAGGGUGGCCCCGGUGUGUACGCAGUAGAAAUACGCAGUUCCUCUCGCGUUCCUCGGUGUAACGACCAGGCUCAUUACACGAACAUGGAAGGCGCUGACGCCUGACUGUGUGCUAUUGCUGUAAAAAAAAAUAAGCGUCUUUGCAAAAAGCUUUUCCCCCUCUCAGUGAUUUUCAGUGAUUAUUUUCUUUUGUGAUUUCAGUGUUUUAAUGACUCGUUCGAUCACAAGUUUUUUGAUAAAUGUCCUUUGCCUCGGAGACGCAUUGGCAUUUAUGAAGGACUCACAUUAACAAGAGUAGCCAGUUCUGAAGAGACAGAUGUAUCACUCCCCCAUUUUCUGCAAAAAUCCAAAGAUUGUCAAGAUUUUGAAAUAACGAUAAGCCAUGAAGUGAUGGUUGUGUGGGUUUUUUAAAGAAUUUUUAUCAGGACUAGGUGCAAAUGCCCUACAAAAAAUAUAUAUAUCAAAAUGUCAGAAUGACUUUGAUUUGAAUUUGCUUAAGAAACUAUUUCUCUCUACCUUUAACCUUUAAAUUUUGAUUUUUGGAAAAUUUAAAAAAAAUGUUUUGUAUAGUCUGCCAAUUUCUUAGAGCUAAAUGCAAGAACUUUGAAAUGCUAAAACCUAGCAUAUUGCCUUAGAUCCGUUUCUCUGUCUUGUAUAUUACAAAGGUGUCUGUAUAAUAUUUGUAUAGUGAAAUUAUGUACAAUACUGAACGAGUGAGUCUCUGCUCAACUGUCUACGUUGCUGGAUAUGGACAUUCAAAAUAUUUCUCUCACUAUCUCACUCUCCGUGUUCGUCUCAAUAUUGCUCAUUUUUCCAUGUUAUGUUGUGAUCAGUUUUGGGUUAUAUUAUUUGUACAAUUCUCACUUUAACUGUUUCGGUUUAUGUAUGAAAAUGAUGCAAUGGGAAAUCGAAGCAAUAUGUAAUUUAUAUGAACUCUCUGGAGAAAGCUUACAGUGUUGCGCGCUCCAAGGUGUAUUUUUUCCAGUUGUGUUGUUCACAUUAAACAUCACUCUGUGUUCACCCGCAUCGAUGUUUGUAAUCUUAGUGUGAGCAUUUUAUGCAAAGUUAGAUUUACCGAGAGAAAUUUAAAAACACAGUUAUGCAAGUUGUUGACUAAUAUGGCUUUGCUGAUGCUAUUUGAUGUUGAAUAAUACUAUUGUAAAUAAAGAAUUCUGUUAUUGCAACAUUUA